This is a messenger RNA of Penicillium samsonianum, 1248 nucleotides long. RefSeq lists its product as uncharacterized. The transcript has 3 exons. Gene Ontology annotation, molecular function: glycosyltransferase activity. Bases 1 to 1149 code for a protein of 382 amino acids. Lineage: Eukaryota; Fungi; Ascomycota; Eurotiomycetes; Eurotiales; Aspergillaceae. The record is from RefSeq and is a predicted model, not a curated record.
AUGCCGCCCAAAAAACCCGCCUUCCCUUACCGACGGAGCUCCAAUGCCUCGGAAGAUGACUUCUUCGACAUCCCCGACGAACCAUGUCUCUCCAUAGUUAAGCGCCAGCUACGACAUGUCCGAACAUGGGUCACAGUCGCCGUUAUCAUCUUGUUUAUCCUGUGGCAACGCCGUGAACGUCCCCCGCCGCCGCCCCUACCACAUAUCCACUACGACGAGGUCGAUUGGUCGCGCUUUGCCUAUACCCAGUAUGCAACCAAUGAGGUCUACAUGUGCAAUUGCCUGAUGGUCUUCGAGGCUCUGCACAGACUCGGCAGCAAGGCGGACCGCGUGCUGUUUUACCCGGAGGAGUGGGACCUCGUUGUCGAGGAUGACUUUGAUCGCGUCAGCCAGUUGCUACUUGAGGCUAAACACAAGUACAAUGUGCUGCUGAUCCCGAUUAAGAUUGAGGGAAUUCAGGAUCCAUCGGUCGCCAGUUCCAGGGCUUCGUGGGAUACUAGCACCGCCAAACUCAUGGCAUUUGGCGAACACGAAUAUGACCGCGUUAUCCACCUCGACUCGGACGUUAUCCUCCUCCAGACAAUGGACGAGCUGUUCUUCCUCCCUCCUACCACUGUCGCCAUGCCACGUGCCUACUGGCUUCUCCCGGACAAACUGCUCUCGUCGCUGAUCGUGGUCAUUGAGCCCUCCCUCCGCGAAUACCUUGCCUUGACCGACUCUACUAAACUCGCUCAGAACGGUCAAGUCGAUAUGAACCUGACAGACCACCGGUAUGAUAUGGAGCUGUUGAAUAGGCGGUACGGGGACUCGGCAAUGGUCCUCCCGCACCGGCAGUAUGGUCUGUUGAGCGGCGAGUUCCGGACGAAGGAUCAUCGCAAAUUCCUGGGGAAUGAUGAUGAGGUCUGGGAUCCUGAUCAUGUUCUGGCGCAGGCUAAGUUCGUGCAUUUUUCGGAUUGGCCGCUGCCGAAGCCAUGGGUUAUGUGGCCGCAGGAAAUGUUGGCGGCGGAGCAGCCGAAGUGUGAUAAUAACCCUGGCACGCCGCAGGAGAGUGGGUGUCGGGAUCGGGAGAUUUGGAAGAUGAUAUAUGAUAAAUAUCGGAGACAACGAAAGGAUAUCUGCAAGCUGCUCAGUUAUCCGGCGCCGGUUUGAGUGGAAACACUUCAUUGAUUAAUUGUAUAGACAUGUAGCAUAGGUAGAUUAUGGCGUUUGGGAUAUUAGCUCUGUAAAGGGAAGGCAUGAAUCAACGAC